Molecule: messenger RNA, 357 nt
Organism: Pochonia chlamydosporia 170
Lineage: Eukaryota; Fungi; Ascomycota; Sordariomycetes; Hypocreales; Clavicipitaceae
Product: phytoene synthetase/ ribosomal protein S6
Exons: 3
Coding region: 1-357 (118 amino acids)
Biological process (GO): translation
Cellular component (GO): ribosome; mitochondrial small ribosomal subunit
Molecular function (GO): small ribosomal subunit rRNA binding; structural constituent of ribosome
Source: RefSeq, a predicted model, not a curated record
AUGCUCUACGAGUUAAUUGCUAUUGUCCGACCCGGCAACCUCGGCGAAGUAAGAGAAAUCGCCCAAACCGUCGGUUCUCUCGUCCUCCGAAAUGGCGGCGUCGUCCGCGGCCUCUCAAACUGGGGCGUAUUCUCCCUCCCAAAGCCCAUAUCAGUGCACCAGAUGAAGCACACACACGGCCACUACUUCGUCAUGCGGUACGACUCGUCGACCAAGGUUCACCAGGAUGUGCGAACGACGCUGCGGCUGGAGCCGCGCAUGAUUCGCUCGGCGCACGUGAAGCUCGGGGAUGGCAAGUUGAGCACGUUGUCGGGAUUCGGGGAGCCUAAGUGGAGGACGCAAGGGAGUGAGGCGUAA